AGGCGGAGCCAACCACUAGUUGCUUUGCGUGGCAAUAGGCCCCCCAUUGCGACCUUCCCUUCUUUGUCUUCUUCCUUGAAUUUGCUCCCAGUAGAGAGAGAAAAAAAAUCAAUGGCUACACAGUUCCAUUUCUACCCAAUAUUGUUCUUUUUCCUCAUCAAAUUAAUGUAAUGGAGGCAACUUCAGCUUCAACUGCAACUGCGCUUCGUCGUCUUUCUCUUCUCUCUUCACAUUUUCGUACUCAUUGUUUCUCUCCUCAAGUGGCGGCUUUCAAUUGCAGCUCCUCUAAUGGAGAAAAUCAAGAAAAUGGGUGCGUUUUUUGUAUGAUUGUUCGAGGUGAAGCACCUGCCUUAAAGGUCUAUGAAGAUGAUGUAUGCCUCUGCAUUUUGGACGCUAACCCGUUGUGUUUUGGCUUUUGCAGGCACUCGCUUGUCAUCCCAAAGUCUCAUUUUCCUUCUUUGCAAGAAACUCCACCAUCAGUUGUGGCUGCCAUGAGUUCAAAAGUGCCCUUGAUUAGCAGCGCAGUCAUGAAAGCCACUGGUUGUGAUUCAUUCAACUUGUUGGUUAACAAUGGCGCGGCUGCUGGCCAGGUUAUAUAUCACACCCAUAUUCAUAUAAUUCCUCGUAAAGAAAGCGAUUGCCUAUGGACUUCUGAGAGCUUGAGUAGAUGUCCACUGAAGUCAGACGAGGCUCAGAAACUUGCAGAUGGUAUUCGGGAAAACUUAUCGUUUUCAAACAACAUUGAAGAUAGCAAGGGGCAAGGAUCAAGUCUCAUUGUAAACUAGGGAUGUUGCACACAUGUUUGUCAAACUAGAGGCGGAUCUAAGACAGGUUCUGUUUUUCAAGUCGAAGAAUGCAUACACAUGUGUACAUAUCAUGCGAUAUCACUGAUUCUCAAUUCCCCGACUCUAGCUUCUGAAUUUGCCUCUGUUGUAAACUAUUAUGAAAGCAUGAGCAUACGGGAUGUAUUUUCGACUCGUUGUUCCAUUUGUUUCCUGAUUCAGUUGCUGCAGGACUGUUGAAAUGAGCUGCAUUUGUUGUAAAUUAGUUUGUGAACUUCUAGUGAGGAUACAUGAGCAAUCUUUGUUCAUAAGUGUGUUCGGUACGGUGGAAAUUUCAAUUUUUCAUCAAAAUUUUUGGAAAAUAUUUUCUCUA
Messenger RNA from Solanum dulcamara, 1155 nucleotides. RefSeq names its product adenylylsulfatase HINT3. Bases 171 to 785 code for a protein of 204 amino acids. The transcript is spliced from 7 exons. The record is from RefSeq and is a predicted model, not a curated record. Gene Ontology annotation, molecular function: adenylylsulfatase activity. Gene Ontology annotation, biological process: purine ribonucleotide metabolic process; sulfur compound metabolic process. NCBI's taxonomy places the organism in Eukaryota, Viridiplantae, Streptophyta, Magnoliopsida, Solanales, Solanaceae.